This is a messenger RNA of Aspergillus puulaauensis, 1548 nucleotides long. Its product is annotated as MFS transporter. Gene Ontology annotation, biological process: transmembrane transport. The transcript is spliced from 2 exons. Lineage: Eukaryota; Fungi; Ascomycota; Eurotiomycetes; Eurotiales; Aspergillaceae. Gene Ontology annotation, cellular component: membrane. Gene Ontology annotation, molecular function: transmembrane transporter activity. The record is from RefSeq and is a predicted model, not a curated record. The coding region runs from base 1 to 1548 and encodes 515 amino acids.
AUGACGGAGCUUCUAGAAAGCGGGGAGUAUUCUUCCCAAACACACUAUGACAACCCCGAAAGCCUCGCCCGGGUUCAAUCCACCCACUCCACCAUCAAAGCUCCAUCUUCAAUCUGGAAAGAAGCCGUCUUCGUUGUCGUCGUCUGCCUGGCCCAAUUCAUGACCCAGGCAGGUCUGUGCAUGUCAAUCGCCCCCGUCUAUAUAAUCGGCGAGUCAUUCGGCACCUCGAGCGCCGGCGAGCUGAGCUGGUUCGCAGCAGCUUACAGCCUUACAGUCGGAACCUUCAUCCUAAUCUGUGGUCGUCUAGGCGAUGUCUUCGGCCACCGCCUCAUGUUCAUCAUCGGCUUCGCCUGGUUCGGUCUCUGGUCAUUGCUUUCCGGGUUCAGUGUCUGGUCUAACCAGAUCUUUUUCAACUGCUGUCGUGCCUUUCAGGGAAUGGGUCCGGCCAUGCUUCUUCCAAAUGCCAUUGCUAUUCUAGGCCGCACUUACCCACCUGGCCUGCGCAAGGAGAUGAUAUUCAGCUUUUUUGGCGCGACUGCCCCCUCCGGUUUCAUUGUUGGCGGGGCCUUCUCUUCUAUCUUUGCUCAACUAGUCUGGUGGCCAUGGGGAUACUGGGUUAUGGGCAUCGUAUGCUUUGCAUUGUCUGCCCUGGCAGUGAUAGUCAUCCCACACACGCCACGACCCAAGUUCGAAAGCUUCAUGCCCAUGUGGGUGCGCCUGGAUCUACCUGGUGCCGCCGCCGGCAUUUGCGGUCUAGUCCUUGUUAAUUUCGCCUGGAACCAGGCAGCCCUUGUUGGCUGGCCAGUACCCUACACGUACGUGCUACUUAUCGUCGGCCUUCUAUUCCUAGGUGUCUUCGGCUGGAUCGAGCGUCGUGCUCUCUGUCCGCUACUCCCUCGUGAGGCUCUCACCGGUGACUUGGCUUGGGUACUGGGUUGUAUCGCGGCGGGAUGGUCCAGCUUUGGCAUCAUUAUAUAUUAUUUCUACUUGUUCAUGCUCGAUAUCAAGGGCGAUACUCCACUAUUGACGACGGCCAAGUGGGCCGCUGCGUCUCCAUCUGGUGCUAUUGCUGCCCUUGUCACCGGAUUUCUGCUUGGUCGGAUACCGCCGAGUGUGAUUAUGUUCUGCGCCAUGUCCUUCUUCACUGCUGGGCUGGCGAUAUUCGCUACCGUCCCUGUGGACCAGACGUACUGGGCGCAAGCAUUUGUCGUGAGUCUGAUUACGUCGUGGGGGAUGGAUAUGUCCUUCCCCUCAGGAACCCUCAUUCUGAGCAACUCCAUGCCGCGCCAUCAUCAGGGCCUCGCUGCUUCUCUCGUCACCACGACCGUCAACUAUUCCAUCUCGAUCGGCCUUGGGUUUGCCGGGACUGUCGAGUCGAAUGUUAAUGAUGGUGGCCGUGACACCUUGCGUGGCUACCACGGGGCACUGUACCUGGGCACUGGCCUUGCGGGAUUAGGGCUGGUUACGUCUGUACUGUUUAAUUUUGUCACCUGGAGGCGGUAUCAGUGGGGGAAGUCUGUUUCAAAAGAGAAGGCUGAGCGAGUCUGA